AUGCCUCGAAGGAGAAAGCCUCCGCGCGCAGGCGCACUAUCAGAGCUGCAACCCCUCAAGAUUGCCACGCAAAUAGCUACCCUCCAAGCGCUAUACUACGUAACAGCCGGCAUCCUCAUGCUCUUUACGGCUCUAGUCGCAGGCAUGGGCUUCAGCGUCGACAUGAUACUAGGCUGGGACGGUGUCCGUGGCGACACGACACGGGGAUGGUUAUUAUCAUUCAUAUGGCUAAUCGACGGUGGUCUCUGCAUGGCCGUCGCCAUCGUCAUCCUCAUCGCAAGAAGCAAACUCGUGCCCGACUUCGCCCUGACGAUCCACUUCCUCCACCUCCUCUUCACAACGCUAUACACCCGCUCCCUCCCCAGACACUCCAUGUGGUGGAUGACCAUGAUGGGGUCUGCAGCCAUAGCCGUCGCCCUGGGCAUAUGGGGCUGUCGGUACCGCGAGCUGCAACCCGUCUUUUUUGGAGGAGGGCGAAUCCUCGGCUCGAGUUCCACGCCUGCCGCGUCGAAUAACCAAGUUGCUGCGGAGGAGGGCCAGGCUGGCAUCGAUGCUGAGGCCGGCGACGAAGGCUUCGCAAGGGGAAGAGGGAGGGGACGUGGCAAGGAUGGAGGAGGCGAGUAUGAAAUGGUGGAGAUGAAGCAGGCGAAGGACUAG
Pochonia chlamydosporia 170 is the source of this 657-nucleotide messenger RNA. RefSeq names its product SYS1-related integral membrane protein. Gene Ontology annotation, cellular component: Golgi membrane; trans-Golgi network. The record is from RefSeq and is a predicted model, not a curated record. NCBI's taxonomy places the organism in Eukaryota, Fungi, Ascomycota, Sordariomycetes, Hypocreales, Clavicipitaceae. Bases 1 to 657 code for a protein of 218 amino acids. Gene Ontology annotation, biological process: Golgi to endosome transport; Golgi to plasma membrane protein transport; protein localization to Golgi apparatus. The transcript is spliced from 2 exons.